Zasmidium cellare ATCC 36951 is the source of this 2130-nucleotide messenger RNA. RefSeq lists its product as uncharacterized. The coding region runs from base 1 to 2130 and encodes 709 amino acids. The transcript is spliced from 5 exons. Gene Ontology annotation, molecular function: 5'-3' DNA helicase activity; ATP hydrolysis activity; RNA binding. Lineage: Eukaryota; Fungi; Ascomycota; Dothideomycetes; Mycosphaerellales; Mycosphaerellaceae. The record is from RefSeq and is a predicted model, not a curated record.
AUGCCACCCACCGACAUCCCCUCCUUCGCGACGAGCCAGCUCUCUCUCCUCGACAAUGAGCUGCAAGCCGAACUCCAGGAAACACAACUCCUCACCUCCCUCCACGCUCCCACGACGCUCGCCCGUGCUGGCCUCGCAGUCCUGAACCUCACCGUCGCAUCCCAAAGAACAGGCUUCGGCGGCAAGACUCUGCUUGAGCUAGGGCCAGACCCGGCUGUGUCCAGUAAUGGGGAGCUGCCGGAGCAUGGGCUGCGGGUAGGCGAUAUCUGCGCUGUGGCGGAGCAGCCGAAGGGCGCGGAGAGGAAGAAGGAGCGGGAGGGGAUGGAGAAGAGGGGUGCGGAGGGCGUGGUGACGAAGGUGAAUAAGAGUGGAGUGACGGUCGCGCUGGAUAAGGAGGAUGUCGAUGUACCCGGGGGCAAGUUAUGGCUUGUGAAGCUCGCCAACGAUGUCACGUACAAGCGUCUGAACCAGACUAUGACGAGGUUGCUGAAGAUGCAGCCGGCGGAGCACAGUACCUUGACGCAAGUUCUUUUUGGCCAGACGUCUCCCACGCCGAUUUCUGAGGAUGAGUUGAAGAUGGAUGUACAGUGGAGUGAUCCUUCGCUGAAUGAUAGCCAGAAGGAGGCUAUUCGGUUUGCGCUUGCUAGCAGGGAGGUUGCUUUGAUUCAUGGACCGCCUGGGACUGGAAAGACUCAUACCUUGAUAGAGCUCAUUCUGCAGCUGUUGAAGCGGAAGCAGCGGUUACUGGUAUGCGGACCGAGCAAUAUCAGUGUCGACAACAUUGUCGAGCGACUGGCGUCGCAUAAAGUGUCGAUGGUGCGGUUGGGACAUCCAGCUCGUUUGCUUCCAAGCGUUCUGAGCCACAGUAUGGAAGUCUUGACCCGGACCAGCGAUGCUGCGGCUAUUGUGACCGAUAUCCGAAGCGAGAUGGACAGCAAGCAGGCAUCGAUACGCAAGACACGGAACGGACGAGAGCGCAAAGCCAUCUAUGGUAAGCUGAGAGAAUUGCGCAAGGAGUAUCGCCAGCGUGAAGGGCGUGUGGUCGGCGACUUGCUCCGUGAGAGUAAAGUGGUGUUGUCGACGCUCCACGGUGCCGGCGGAUACCAAUUGCGAGACCAGCGUUUCGAUGUGGUGAUCGUGGACGAAGCAAGCCAGGCUCUCGAAGCCCAAUGCUGGAUCCCAGUCCUCAGUUCCAGCGCACCAAGGCUCAUCCUCGCGGGUGAUCACCUGCAACUCCCGCCGACCAUCAAAUCCUCGAAUACAAAAGGGGCGAAGAAUCCAACCAAGACCAAGCCCAACACUGAUGAGACUGCCGAGAAGGCCUCGAAGGUGACGGUCAAGGAAAAGGAGGAGACUCAGGUGGAUGGCAAGAAGAAGGUUAAACAAGAUCCUGUUCGACUUGAAACGACGCUUUUUGACCGCUUGCUGUCACUCCACGGCGAGACGAUCAAACGCAUGCUGACUACGCAAUACCGCAUGCACGAACGGAUCAUGCAAUUCCCGUCCCGUGCAUUGUACGAGGGCAAGUUGAUGGCGGCCGAUGCGGUGAAGGAGAGAUUGUUGAAAGAUCUUCCCUACGACGUUGAUGAGACGGACAACACGUCCGAACCUCUCGUCUUCUGGGAUACCCAAGGCGGGGACUUUCCCGAAAAGACGGAAGACGACGAAGACAAACAGAGCAAGUCCAGCUUGCUGGCUGAGAGCAAGGUCAACGAUCUUGAAGCAUUGAUUGUGCGAGACCAUGUUGCGGGUCUGAUCGAUGCGGGUGUCAAGGCUGAAGACAUCGCGGUGGUCACACCGUACAACGGGCAGCUAGCACUCCUCUCACAGAUGCUCAAGGAUCGAUUUCCAGGCCUGGAGCUGGGCAGCGUGGACGGCUUUCAGGGUCGUGAGAAGGAAGCUGUGAUUGUCAGUCUUGUGCGAAGCAAUCCAGAGCAUGAAGUCGGUUUUCUGGGCGAAAAGCGCCGAUUGAACGUGGCCAUGACUCGACCCAAGAGACAUCUCUGUGUGAUUGGGGACUCGGAGACAAUCAGCAAGGGGUCCAAAUUCUUGAAAGAGUGGAUGGCAUUCUUGGAGGAAAACGCGGACCUGAGGUAUCCCAACCUGUCCGAUCUCUCGCAAGACGGAUGA